This is a messenger RNA of Solea senegalensis (Senegalese sole), 1851 nucleotides long. RefSeq lists its product as uncharacterized. The record is from RefSeq and is a predicted model, not a curated record. Bases 131 to 982 code for a protein of 283 amino acids. The transcript is spliced from 3 exons. Lineage: Eukaryota; Metazoa; Chordata; Actinopteri; Pleuronectiformes; Soleidae.
AGUCAUUCACUCAGACUCUCUCUCACACACACUCACACACACACACACACACAGAGCGGGAUAGGAGACAACAGCAAAGCAUCAGAGAUAACAAAGAAGAAAAGGUGCACGAGAAGUCAAAUUAAAGAAAAUGGCAAUCGGCAAGAAUUCCAGGAAAAGCUCAUCCAGAAGCUCAAUUCGGGCUCCAAAGUUUCUGGAUAAAUCCAGCGGCUUCUACGGUCGCCUGGAUGAGCCUGAAACCACCACAGGAGCAGAAGAGGUGAAGGGAAAUCAUGUAGAGGACAGAGGGAAUGGCAUAGAAGAUGGUAACACAGAGAGGAGAGUGAGUACCACAGCCCCAGGUGUGGUGCACAGCUCUGGGGCGAAUGAGAAGGACGAGGCUGAGGCAUUUGAUUUCAAUGAGGGGGUGAUUGAGGAUGAUGGUGAGACUCUCCUGAGCAGGAAACCCAACCGCCUCAGCAGCAAGUGGAAGAGAAGCUCCAGGAGGAAACAGAAGGACUGGAAGUUUGAGGAGGAUUCAGCCCAGGAUGAGAGACCCGGUCUAGGCAUGGAGAGUCCGGCUGAGCCCCAGCCACUGGAGGCCACCGCGGUGAUAACUGAGGUAGAGGUGGAGAAACUGAAGAGGAUGGAGGAAGAAAAUGAAAAGGUGGGAAGAGGAAAGGAGCCUGCACUUGUUCACUUUCAGGUACGGGAGGAUAAGGAUGACCAAGUCCUCAUUAGGGACAAGAAAAGGGACAGAGAAGAAGAGGGAGAAGAGGAGAGGAGGAUGGAGAGAGAGCAGGAGGAGGGAAUGACAAUGCUGAAGAGGACUACGAUGAGGAAUUACCGCAAGACCUUGGACCGAGCCUUGCGUCGUGGCUGGGAGGCUUUCAUCACCAACCUCUACAGUGUCACGCUCACACCAGUGACUCCCUCCUCGCCGCCUUCCCCUUCUUUAAAGAAGAAGCAACAGCACAACUUAGUAUUAGCCGAGUUCCGGUAGAACCGGGCCCUUUUUUAAUAUUUGCUUUGUUUAAAUCAUGAUUUAUGUUGAAUCUGUGAGGACUUUUACAGCCACAUAUGUGUUUGUGUUAUGCAUUCGGCCUCAGUGAACAUUAAUUAUUUAUGUUACUUCCUGAGUCUUAAUUACUCGACAUUAGAUUUGCUGCCUUUUGAUUUAACAGUGUUUUCAUGUACAAACAGGAGCUGUGGGAGCUAAGUAAGUUGAUUUUACAUUGAAGUCUAUGAGACUGGUUUGAACUUUCAAAAGCAGCCUUUAUAUGACGGAGUUCAACUAAACCUGGUUCCCUCCUUCUAUGUCUAAUUUCAGCUUAAAUCCAGUUCACUAUUAAAACCUCCUUUGGUUUAGCACAGUGAAACUAGUGAUGUGUUGAUGUGUAAACAAAGGCAAUGGGACAUUGUGGACGUUUGUUCUGGUGAUAUUCACGUUUCUGUGAGGUGAUCACUGCCAUUUACUGCUGUCUCGCAGCUAAUCAGUAAUCGACUGUGGUUAAUGAGACGUGGACAAACACACUCAUGCACACAGAAUGUCUGUGUCUAGACUCUCAUAUUAAAACGAUUUCAAUAUUAUUUUUGGAGUAAGAAUUUAAGUUUUCACCAACUCUACCCCCAUGUGUGCACUCAGAAAUACACAUGUGAUGUCAGGUAGAGACUCACAGUGUUUGAUCUCAUAGCUAUGAGUGUGUUCCUGUGAAGGUUAUUUAACCUGAAGGAGCAGUGUAUGAUGGAGAAAUUUUUUUUUUUGGUUUUUAUCCAUUCAUAAAAUUCUGAUUUAAAAACCAACCAACAUGUCAAACAGUAUUUGUAAAGUAUUAAUGGCCAUUGUUUAAUAAAGCAACCAUGUUUACAAUA